Cydia pomonella (codling moth) is the source of this 1711-nucleotide messenger RNA. RefSeq names its product histidine-rich glycoprotein-like. The transcript is spliced from 4 exons. The coding region runs from base 1 to 1323 and encodes 440 amino acids. Lineage: Eukaryota; Metazoa; Arthropoda; Insecta; Lepidoptera; Tortricidae. The record is from RefSeq and is a predicted model, not a curated record. Gene Ontology annotation, cellular component: extracellular matrix.
AUGUUUUGGAAGGCUCAUGGUGUAAUUGUGCUGGGCCUUGCACUUUAUGCCCAGGGCCACGCCACCUCGGAGAUAAACCUGAAGCAGGAGUUUGUACAUCACGGACAUCACGGUGAGCUUGCUCAUUUCGGAUCUCACUCACCAGAGCAUCAUGAGGAAUACGCUUGGGCGUAUCCGUCAUAUGAAUUCUCUUACAAGGUAAAUGACCCCCACACCCAUGACCACAAAGGGCAUCAUGAGCAUAGACAUGGGGAUGAAGUGAGGGGCGAGUACUGGCUCCUGCAGCCAGAUGGUAAGACACGUACUGUCAAGUACCACUCCGACAAGAAUAAAGGAUUUCACGCUGACGUCCACUACUCAGAUCAUCACGAACAUCGGGAGGAGCCUCGUAUUGAGAAGCCACGUGUAGAGGAGCCGCGUAUAGAAAUUAUUAAACCAGUGAUAGAAAUCUUGGACGAAGAACCUGAAAGGAAAAUAGAGGAAAUUGAUCCGGCUGCUGCUGUAGUGGAAAAAGCGCCAGAAGCUGUUGUGGAAGAUCGUGAAGAAGAACGCCCCGAGCCUACGCACCAUCAACCACAAAAGCCAAUACAUAUAGAGUACUACGUUGAUAAAAAAAUGCGAAAACAUCACGAAGAAUAUGAGAAACAUAAUGAGGCAGUCCCUGCUGAACCGGAGGAACUCCAUGAAGAAGAGCAUCCCAUAGAUGAAACUACCGGUGAUUCUGGCCAAGAAGCUCCCACCCAAGAGGAUGAAGAACCCCAUAAACCGGUUCACAUCGAAAACUACUCAAAGAUUCAUCAUCCUAUUCACAAUGAACAUCAUGGCCACGAAAAACCAAUUCAUCAUGAAGAACGUGAGGGAGAACAAAAUCGUCGUGCAGAUCAUCACAGUCAUGUCGAACAACGAGGUCGCGGAGAACUACGCGACCGAGAAGAACAACGUGAUGGAGAAGAACAACGCAGUCGAGAAAAACAAUACGGUCACAAAGAAUAUUAUGGUCACAAAGUACACCGAGGUCAUAACGAAGUUAAUAACUGGAACGAACGCAACAGUCAUGAAGAACUUGAACAUAAGGAUCUUUUGCCCAUGUUGAUGCGUCCAUUUAGGGUACCACAUCACGAUUUUAGCGAGAAUCAUAAAUAUUCAGAAAAGAACAGACCUGUACGAAUUGAGGAGAGGUCCGACAAAAGAUAUGAACCUCACGUUCAGCUCCAACGUAUGCACAAACCUAUCAUCGUCUCUGAAUAUGCCCGUCAUCCUCGGUACCACCGUGACCACAGUAAGAAAGUUAAACGCAAUAGGAUCACAAAGAAUGCGAGUUAGUUAAUUUCCGUAAGAUGUGCUGCCUUGAAGAAUGAACGCUAGUUUAAUAAAUAAAAGAAAUAUAACGAAUUAGGUAUUCAACGUUCAAAUGAAGCAUACUUAUCGCACAAUAGGGAAUAAUUAUUGUAAUGCGACAAUAAUCGUAUAUGCAAAUAAAGAAAAGCUUCCUACAAGUGGUCUUUACAAUAAUAAUCACCUAGCUAUUAAAGUAUACAUAAUCUUUAACCCUUAAAUGCAUAGUUUAGGAUGCAGCCAACAUAAAAUAACAUCACAUUCUAUAAAAUUAGACAAAAGCGAUGUUUUCUUAUAAUGUUAUACCUACACGGUGCUACAUGAGGAAACCGAAAGAUUUUGACAGUGUAUUACUGAUCACAUUUAGAGACUAAAA